Molecule: messenger RNA, 576 nt
Organism: Phytophthora nicotianae INRA-310
Lineage: Eukaryota; Oomycota; Peronosporomycetes; Peronosporales; Peronosporaceae
Exons: 1
Coding region: 86-496 (136 amino acids)
Molecular function (GO): carbon-sulfur lyase activity
Source: RefSeq, a predicted model, not a curated record
CGCCGAUGGACAGUCUCAAUCACCAGAAAACGAAGUCAAAACUCCAAGUCAGUCUUGAAUCUACCUCCAUCGCGUCAUAGUGACCAUGUCGACAAGCUCACCAUUCGUCGUACACCACGGUUCUUGCCAUUGCAAGGCGGUGCAGUUCGAUUUCGAUGCGCCGAGCGACUUGGUGCAGACGAAAUGCAACUGUUCCAUCUGCACCAUGAAGCAGAACGCCCACGCUAUCGUUCCCAAAUCCCGUUUCCGCCUGCUACAGGGCGAGGAUAUGCUGACGCAAUACACGUUCAAAACUCACCAGGCCAAGCACCUAUUCUGCAAAAAGUGUGGCGUACAGGCCUUCUACAUCCCGCGCAGCAACCCAGACGGAUACGCGAUCACUGUCGCUUGCGUGGAUCCGGCUACGAUCACGAGCGUCGUCACCAACACCUUCGACGGGCAGAACUGGGAGACGUCGUUCGAGGCCUCCAACAUAGCCAGCUACUCCAAGGAAUAGACUGCGUGAAUAGUCAAGUACUAGGCAGAAUAAUAAAUUUUGCGGAUUGUCAUCUUUAUAUUGAUUCAGGUGCCAAUGUG